Messenger RNA from Drosophila innubila, 682 nucleotides. It is a transcript of the gene Trs31, whose product is annotated as trafficking protein particle complex subunit 5. Gene Ontology annotation, biological process: endoplasmic reticulum to Golgi vesicle-mediated transport. Gene Ontology annotation, cellular component: TRAPPIII protein complex; TRAPPI protein complex; TRAPPII protein complex. NCBI's taxonomy places the organism in Eukaryota, Metazoa, Arthropoda, Insecta, Diptera, Drosophilidae. Bases 50 to 634 code for a protein of 194 amino acids. The transcript has 2 exons. The record is from RefSeq and is a predicted model, not a curated record.
AUUUUGUUGUUGACGUUCUCUCACUAGUUUUGUUGUAAAAGAAAAUAAAAUGGAAAAACUUGAAGCGCUUAAAAUUUCGUCAAUGCGCCCACGCAGCAAUAUACUUGAUCGUCCGUUGUCUAAGGGAAAAUCCGAGGUAUCACAAAGUAUUGUGGCACUGCUGUUUAGCGAGAUUGUGCAGUAUUCCCAAAGUCGAGUUUUCACAGUGCCUGAAUUGCAAACAAGAUUACACGACUUGGGACAGGAUGUGGGCACACGCAUCAUUGAUUUGUACUUUGUACGGGAGCGCAGUUCCAAGCGAGAGACAAAGCUGACGCAAAUGCUGCUCUUUGUGAAGACAACUGUGUGGAAGAAUCUGUUCGGCAAGGAGGCAGAGAAACUGGAGCAUGCAAACGAUGAUGAGCGCACCUAUUACAUCAUUGAGAAGGAACCACUGGUCAACACCUUUAUAAGUGUGCCCAAGGACAAGAGCUCUUUGAAUUGUGCCAACUUCACGGCCGGAAUCGUUGAGGCGGUGUUAACCCAUUGUGGGUUUCCAUGCAAGGUAACUGCGCACUGGCACAAAGGCACCACCUACAUGGUCAAGUUCGAGGACUUUGUCAUAGCACGCGACAAGCAGAUGGAGGAAAAGUAAAAAGUAGCGAUAGACUUAAUCAAAAUACAUAUAUAAAAUUUACGUUAA